This is a messenger RNA of Morus notabilis, 1815 nucleotides long. Its product is annotated as folate synthesis bifunctional protein, mitochondrial. The coding region runs from base 139 to 1677 and encodes 512 amino acids. The transcript is spliced from 3 exons. The record is from RefSeq and is a predicted model, not a curated record. Gene Ontology annotation, molecular function: 2-amino-4-hydroxy-6-hydroxymethyldihydropteridine diphosphokinase activity; dihydropteroate synthase activity. Gene Ontology annotation, biological process: tetrahydrofolate biosynthetic process. NCBI's taxonomy places the organism in Eukaryota, Viridiplantae, Streptophyta, Magnoliopsida, Rosales, Moraceae.
AGUAAAAAGUUGUUACGCUAUGUCUCUUGGUUCCCCAUCACUGUCUCUCAUUCUCAUUUGACUCGAGAGAGAAGAAUUUCAGCAGGAAGAAGAAGAAAAUCAACUUCAACUUCACUUUGAUGAUAAGCUGCUUCUGAUAUGAACAUAUUCAAGCAGCUUAGGCCCAGCAAGCGGGGAUUAAACGGUGUUUCAAGGCAUUAUAAAGUUCCUUUUAUUUCCUUUCUCCAUUCAUCAGCAGACACCUCGGUGGAAGUUCAUUCUCCAGAGCAAGAAGUAGUGAUUGCUUUGGGGAGCAAUGUGGGUGACAGAUUGCAUAACUUCAAUGAAGCCCUGCGGCAAAUGAAAAGAUCGGGCAUAAAUGUUACGAGACAUGGUUGUUUGUAUGAGACGGCACCGGCCUAUGUGACUGAGCAGCCUCAGUUUCUUAAUUCUGCUGUUAGAGCUUUCACAAAACUUGGACCUCAUGAGUUAUUGGGAGCACUGAAGAAGAUUGAAAAGGACAUGGGUCGUACUAAGGGAAUCAGGUACGGUCCUAGGCCAAUUGACAUGGAUAUAUUGUUCUAUGGAAACUUAAGGGUCAAUUCUGAUGUUCUUACGAUCCCACACGAAAGAAUUUGGGAAAGACCAUUUGUAAUAGCGCCACUGAUGGAUUUGCUGGGAAUAGCUAUUGAGAAUGAUACAGUUGCUAGCUGGCAUUCUCUCUCCCCUCACUCCAUGGGGAUUUUCGAAUCAUGGGAGAAACUAGGUGGUGACCCUAUAAUCGGAAAGAAAGGUAUGAGGAGAGUUUUGCCCAUUAAUAAGGGCUUAUGGAACUGGUCUCAGAAAACCUCAAUCAUGGGCAUCCUCAAUCUGACACCAGAUAGUUUUAGUGAUGGAGGGAAGUUUCAAUCCGUGGAGGCUGCGAUCUCUCAAGUUCGCUUGAUGGUUUCAGAAGGGGCAGAUAUGAUCGACAUUGGUGCACAAUCUACACGUCCAAUGGCUCCUAGGAUUUCUCCCCAAGAAGAAUUGGACAGACUGAACCCAGUUUUGGAAGCCAUUCUUGAAAUGCCUGAAAUGGAGGGAAAACUUGUAUCCGUAGACACGUUUUACUCGGAAGUUGCUUCAGAAGCAGUCAGCAAAGGGGCUCAUAUCGUAAAUGAUGUGUCUGCCGGGCAGUUAGAUUCCGACAUGCUUAGGGUUGUUGCUGACCUUGAGGUUCCUUAUAUUGCCAUGCACAUGAGGGGAGACCCAUCAACUAUGCAGAAUAGUGAAAACCUAGAAUACGAUGAUGUUUGUAACCAGGUUGCUACUGAGCUUUACUCUAGGCUGAGAGAUGCCGAAUUAUCGGGUGUCCCAGCUUGGAGGAUAAUCAUUGACCCAGGGUUUGGAUUCUCAAAGAAUACUGAGCAGAAUUUGGAUAUUCUUACGGGGCUACCGAAGAUCCGGGCAGAGAUUGCAGACAAAAGUUUGGCCUUGUCUCAUGCACCUCUACUUAUAGGACCUUCUAGAAAGAGGUUUUUAGGCGAAAUAUGUUCUCGCCCUGCUGCAGUUGAUAGAGAUCCUGCUACUGUUGCAUCUGUCACUGCCGGAGUUUUGGCUGGUGCCAACAUUGUCAGAGUACACAACGUGAGAGAGAACCGAGAUGCUGUCAUGCUAUGUGAUGCAAUGUUGAGGAGGAGAUCUAUUGCAUCAUUUUAGGAAGUUGGGCAAACUCUGCAAUUUUUUCUUACUGCAAAGUUGUGCUUCAUGAAAAUCUGUAUCAUUUUGUGCAACAAGUUUAUUUUUUGCAAUAACAUUACUUCUUUUGGAGAAUCUGUACCCAUUUUUGUUCGUGAA